AACCUACACCGCUAGCAAUUCGAGAUGCCGCGUACACUGAUGGCAGUGACGUUGAUAUUGACGAUCUAGGUAUCAGGCUUGGCCGAAUGCGAUUAGGAGAGAGGACUGGUGGCAUGUACCGCCCCCGCAUUGUAGAUGAGCAUCAGACAGAAACAGAACCUCAACUUGCGACGCCUUCAUUGCCUGCUUCUUCACCGGAUAUGUACUUGAAGCCUGGGCCGUCCUUCACAGCACCCUCAACUGGCCUGCUUUUGGGGUCAGUCCCACCUCAUGAACCUCUUGAAAGAUUCAUUCUGCCUCGACGUAUUAUAGAAACAUUGCUCAAUUGGUACUGGAUUGCUGUUCAUCCGGUUGCUCGUGUCCUGAAUAGACCUGAGUUUGAGGAACGAUAUAAAACCCUCUGGAAUUUUAUAGACCAUGGCCAUGAAGUUCCUCCAUCCUUGGCAGCGAUAGUGUGUGCUAUCCUCUCCUCCGCAGUUGUUAGCAUGUCCAAUACAGAUGUUCAGGACAGCUGCUAUACUUCACGGCAAGAGCUGAAGAGUCACCUUCAGCUAGGCACAAACGCUGCUCUUAGCAAGGCGCAGCUGUUGAAGUCAUCAAGAGUAGAAACUCUGCAGGCGUUUGUGGCCUACUCUCACUCUUCCAUUCAAGCACUGGAGAUGCUAACUGUACCAUAA
This is a messenger RNA of Penicillium daleae, 677 nucleotides long. RefSeq names its product fungal specific transcription factor domain-containing protein. The record is from RefSeq and is a predicted model, not a curated record. The transcript is spliced from 2 exons. The coding region runs from base 87 to 677 and encodes 196 amino acids. NCBI's taxonomy places the organism in Eukaryota, Fungi, Ascomycota, Eurotiomycetes, Eurotiales, Aspergillaceae.